AUGCAGUUGACCAACCCCUCUCAGGUCCCUGUCUAUACGAUUUCGGGCUCAAACAGUGCCCGGCCACUCCCCGAAUGGCUUGCACGGCGCCGCAAGCGCAGCUUGAAGAAUGAUCCAGAGUAUGCUAAUCGCGUUGAGCUGUUGCAAGACUUUGAGUUUGAGGAGGCCAGUCACUGUAUUCGUGUCAGUGAGGAUGGCGAGUGGGUUAUGAGCACAGGAACUUACAAACCUCAAAUUCACACACAUUAUCUCCCACAACUGUCUCUUUCUUGGGCUCGCCACACAAGUUCCUUGAACACAACGUUCAUUCUACUUUCCUCCGACUACACAAAAUCCCUUCACCUUCAAUCCGAUCGAUCGCUCGAAUUCCACACCCCAGGAGGAUGUCAUUACACCACAAGGCUUCCCAGAUAUGGACGUGACAUCGUUUACGACCGUCAGUCAACCGAGGCACUUGUUCCUGCAGUCGGUGUCAACCAGGAUGGAAUGGGAGAGGUUUACCGACUAAAUCUGGAAUCCGGUCGGUAUAUGCGGAGUUUCGAGGUGGACGUGGGUGGUGAUGAUUUUACAUCUGCUGGUGGCGGAACUCUACAAGGCGGAAUCAACACAGGCUCUGUAAACACAGCUGCUAUCGCAGAGCAGAGUCAUAAUUUGCUAGCUUUUGGUACGUCACUCGGAACUGUUGAGCUUUGGGAUCCCAGAGCCAAGGGACGUGCAGGUGUCUUGCUGCCACCAGUACAGCCUGCCCACGUUGGAUUUGAUGAUGCACGAUCUGAGAUCACAGCAUUGGACUUCAACCGCUCCGGAAUGAGUCUUGGAACUGGCUCAUCCAAUGGACUGAUUCACCUCUACGAUCUGCGCUCGCCUGUGCCAUACCAGGUGAAGGAUCAAGGAUACGGGUUUGCUGUUCACACUUUGCAAUUCCUUGAGCAAUCGACCGCAACCCAAGCCGCCACUAUGGAACCCAAGCUGCUGUCAGCUGAUAAGCGAAUCAUCAAGCUCUGGGAUAUCGAGGACAAGAUGCCCUGGACUUCCGUUGAGCCGGCUGUGGACAUCAAGUCUGUUGCCUGGUGCAAGGACAGCGGAAUGCUUCUCACAGCCAACGAGGGCCGACAGCAGCACUCCUUCUUUGUGCCUCAACUCGGACCUGCGCCCAAAUGGUGUUCAUUCUUGGAUAAUCUGGUUGAGGAGAUGGCUGAGGAUCCCAAUGACCCCAACGCAUUCAAGGCAACUCAGUCAGCUGCCUACCCCGGUUACACCAUGGUGACCAAGGACAUCAUUGAAGGCUGGAAGACGAAGAUGAUUGAGAGCCAUAUUCCUCCCAUUGAUGUCAACUCAUACAUGCAGGAUGGAAAGAUGAUUCUGGAGAACGAAGGGUCUUGGCAGAUGAAGACCUACCUGUAUGAGUACCACCAGAGCCAGUUCGGCCAAGGUGAGAGCACCAGACAGAACAAGGUUGAACAAGCAAUCGAAAAGCAGCGCGAGAGUCGUAUCCGUGGCAAGAAGAAGGUCGAUGUCAAGGUGAACAGGAGAUUGGCGGAGAGAAUGAAGCUUGCAGAGGAAAAGAGGGAACGCAAGCACGCGAAGCGCUUGGUGGAGGGCGGAGGCGAUUCCGAAAUGGUCGAUGCGCCUGCAUCUUCCGAGGGCAAGGAAAAGAGUGCUCUGGGCGACAGCCGUUUCGCUCAGCUCUUCGAGGACCAGGACUUUGCUGUCGACGAGACCUCGCGCGAGUUCCAGCUGCUCAACCCGAGCACAGUCCCCGAAGCUGCAUCCGCACCCGCGAGAAAGGAACGUGGUCUCACCGCAGCCGAACAAGAGGCCAUCGACGAAGUUCCUGGUUCCAGCUCCGACGAUUCCGACUCCGAGAGCGAAAAGGAGAAGCCUGCGAAGACAGCGGCUUCAAAGAAGAUCUCCUCUGCAGACUACAAGCGAACAAAACGUCCCCCUCCUCGCAUGCAAGUAUCAUCUUCAAACCAAGCCAAUUCCACUCGGGAUCGUUCAUUCGGCUCCCGCGCACAAAACAUGAAGUCGAGACAGAAGCCCGCACGCCGCCUCGGUGCCGUCGGCGAGAAAGAAAUCAGCUUCAACCCGGCCGGCAAACCCAAGCGCACUGCCCCCGAAGUCAAGUACGACAAGGAUACUUCGUUCAAGUCGAAGGAGCGCCGCAGUGCUUCUGGCAACGCAUUCCGCAAGAUGUAA
Messenger RNA from Penicillium brevicompactum, 2199 nucleotides. RefSeq names its product WD repeat NOL10/ENP2 family protein. Gene Ontology annotation, cellular component: small-subunit processome; nucleolus; nucleus. Gene Ontology annotation, biological process: maturation of SSU-rRNA from tricistronic rRNA transcript (SSU-rRNA, 5.8S rRNA, LSU-rRNA). NCBI's taxonomy places the organism in Eukaryota, Fungi, Ascomycota, Eurotiomycetes, Eurotiales, Aspergillaceae. The transcript has 2 exons. Bases 1 to 2199 code for a protein of 732 amino acids. Gene Ontology annotation, molecular function: protein binding. The record is from RefSeq and is a predicted model, not a curated record.